AGCUCGGGUAGAUAUUAAGACCGCCGUGUGGAACUAGGGUUCACUUUCCUCACAAGCGCUUAGAGGCAGAGAGAGAUAGAGCCAUGGCAAGGAUCAAGGUACACGAACUGAGGCAAAAGUCGAAGCCCGAUCUGUUGGCUCAGUUGAAGGAUCUGAAAGCAGAGCUAGCUCUCCUCCGUGUCGCCAAGGUCACUAGCGGUGCCCCCAACAAGCUUUCCAAGAUAAAGGUGGUGAGGUUGUCCAUAGCGCAGGUGUUGACAGUGAUAUCACAGAAGCAGAAAGCAGCUCUAAGGGAUGUUUACAAGAACAAAAAGUACCUACCCCUUGAUCUCCGCCCCAAGAAGACCAGAGCCAUCCGAAGACGUCUCACUAAGCACCAGGCAUCUUUGAAGACAGAACGUGAGAAGAAGAGAGAGAUGUACUUCCCUAUGAGGAAGUAUGCCAUUAAGGUGUAAGAUAUGACUUAGUAAGUCAACUUUAGUGUUCCUGUUCUCUAGUGGCAAAGAUAUUUGUAGUUGCCUUUACCAUAUUGUCGUCGUUACUGUUAUCCCUGAGAUGUGAAGAGAAUUUAAUUAUGAGUUUUUGUUGGGAGUAAUGUUUUCUUAAUUUAUGACACACUGGAGACAUAGUUCUACGCUUGAUGUAGGCAUGUUGAGUGAGUAUCACCUUGCUCCAUUCUUUGUAGUCUGCUGAAGCUUUUAUUCUCAACAUGCUUAUUAUAGGAAAUUUACAGCAUCUCCAAUGGUGCUCUCAAAAAUAGAGCAUAUUUGACAAAAAGUUUAAAUAAGUUGAUG
This is a messenger RNA of Ilex paraguariensis (yerba mate), 794 nucleotides long. The record is from the annotation of a GenBank genome assembly. Lineage: Eukaryota; Viridiplantae; Streptophyta; Magnoliopsida; Aquifoliales; Aquifoliaceae.